This is a messenger RNA of Oncorhynchus tshawytscha (Chinook salmon), 395 nucleotides long. RefSeq names its product 1-phosphatidylinositol 4,5-bisphosphate phosphodiesterase eta-1-like. The record is from RefSeq and is a predicted model, not a curated record. The coding region runs from base 99 to 395 and encodes 98 amino acids. NCBI's taxonomy places the organism in Eukaryota, Metazoa, Chordata, Actinopteri, Salmoniformes, Salmonidae. The transcript has 4 exons.
UGGAGGGGUUGACUGAGGCGUCAAUCUUUAUCCACGUUUCAGUUCAUGACAUCUAUGGGAAGUGGAAUCCACUAGUCCUGAACCCCAGCUUUACCAUAAUGCACUUUCUAGGAGCCCACAAGGGUCGUCAGCUGCGAGGCAUCAGAGGUUUAUUUAACAGGCCCUCUAAGUCGUCAGUAGACACCAGCUGUGGUUCGGCCCUCAGGAAACGCUCCAUCAGUGACCACCUCCUCCGACGCACCGCCAGCGCCCCCGCCAACCGUCGCAAGAAAACCAAGAUGAAGCUCGCUGAGUCCUCCACCUCCAUAUCAGACGGCAAGGACAGAGUGGGGGCCGGGGCUGGGGGGGAGGGGUCCAAGGACAGAGUAACAGGGAAAGGGACAGGGAGGGGGUAA